UCCACCAAAUAUUAUACAAAAGAAGAAGUUUCAAAACAUUGUUCAAAACAUGACUUUUGGACUAUUUUUAGAGAUAAAGUAUAUGACUUAACAAAAUUUUGGAAAGAACACCCAGGUGGAGAUAUAAUAUUGGAGGGCGCAGGUAAAGACAUAACACUUCUAUUUGACGAUAUAGGUCAUAGCGUAGAUGCUGAAUUGUUACUAAAGAAAUAUUAUAUUGGGGACCUAAAAUAA
Molecule: messenger RNA, 234 nt
Organism: Dictyostelium purpureum
Lineage: Eukaryota; Evosea; Eumycetozoa; Dictyosteliales; Dictyosteliaceae
Exons: 2
Cellular component (GO): membrane; intracellular membrane-bounded organelle
Molecular function (GO): heme binding
Source: RefSeq, a predicted model, not a curated record